UACUAUGCUCCAGGGCUCCUUUCACCAAUGCACAGAGCUGUGACUUUACCACAGCCAGAAAACAAAGCUGUUUCUUAACCCAGCAGCAUCCUGACUGAGUGUCCAGCAACCAGACAGUUGGAGUCCUGGGAUCUGGGGGCUGUGAUUGCAUUCCUGUCUGCGAGGUGGAUGCUCCUGGGCCAUGCCUAGGUGAACGCUGUGGGCGGGGUACCCAUCAGGGACAUCGGAACUCUUUGAGGGUGUAGGUUCCAGAAAUCCCAGGGCAGUGAGGCAUGUGAGCUGGGCUGGUAGCCACUCUCAACUGUGCUCUGUGCUGACUUUCCCCUAGCAGCCACAAUGGUAUCUGUACCUCAGCCCCUGAGAAUAACAGUGGGACCUGCCCUGCUGCAGUGGGAAGGGAUGGCAGCAACUGUCCCUGAGAGCUGCUACUCACUGUUAGCUAGCUGCUGGCUCUUUCUGCUCCCCACUCCCGCCAGGCGUAUGUAGGAGGACUGUACCCUAGUGCCGUGCUUUCUCCUGUGCAUCUGAUGUGAUUGGUGUGCUGUUGCUGCAAGGGGGUCACGCUCCACUUAAGCCUCCAGUAACUUGAUUUCCACUCUGAUUUCCUAGGACAACGUCAACUUGGAUAGACAAGGGGGGGCGACGAUGCACCAUGGCGGCGGCCCCCCGAGUGCCCAGCACCCGCUGCAGCGGGCCCGCUCCUUCCCUGGUGGCAGCGAGGCCGAGGAGCAGCAGCCCCACUCCAGUCUGCCCCAGUCCCCGGCCCCGGCCUUCGCCCCGUCCCCCAGCCCAUCUGCGCCCCAAUCGCCUGGGUACCAGAUCCAGCAGCUUAUAAGCAGGAGUCCAGUGGGCCCAGUGAGCGGGCAGACUGUGAACAUUGCCCUGCAGAAUGUGGGUCCUGUGGUGGGGGGCGGCCCACAGAUCACGCUGGCACCCCUGCCGCUGCCCAGCCCCACCUCACCCAGCUUCCAGUUCAGCGCGCAGCAGAGGCGUUUCGAACACGGCUCCCCAUCCUACAUCCAGGUCACCUCCCCGCUAUCCCAGCAGGUGCAAAGCCAGAGCCCCACCCAACCCAGCCCCGGGCCAGGCCAAGCCUUGCCGAAUGUGCGGGCCAGCACCUCAGGUCCUGGACUGGGCCUGUGCAGUGGUAGCCCCACCGGUGGCUUUGUUGAUGCCAGUGUGCUGGUGCGGCAGAUCAGCCUGAGCCCAUCCAGCGGGGGGCACUUUGUGUUUCAGGAGGGGGCUGGUCUCAGCCAGUUGACUCCAGGCCCACAGGUGCAGCUGCAGCACGGAGGUCCGCCUGUCACUGCGCGGGAACGCAGAUUGUCUCAGCCUCAUGCACAGUCAGGAGGCACCAUCCACCACCUGGGGCCCCAGAGCCCAGCGGCGGGUGGCAGCAGCAUGCAACCCCUGGGCAGCCCUGGGCACCUGGCCACGGCCAGCCUGCCACCCCAGCUCAGCAGCCUGAUCCAAGGGCAGCUGAUGCAGCAGCAGCAGGUGCUCCAGGGCCAGCAACUGAGCCGCCCACUGGGCUUCGAAAGGGCGCCUAGCGUGCUCCUGCCGAGUGGGGGCGGGUCCUCGGCUUUCAGCAUGACUUCCCCACCCCCGCCCACCAGCCCCUCCAGGACCUCGGGGCCACCAGGUCUGUCCAGCCUCCCGCUCACACUUGCAGUCGGCCCGGGAGUGAGGAAGGCACCCAAGAAGCUGGAGGAGAUCCCCCCGGCAUCUCCGGAGAUGGCUCAGCUGCGGAAGCAGUGCCUGGACUUCCACUACAAGGAGAUGGACAUGCUCAAAGAGACCUUCAAGGAGUACUUGAUGGAGCUGUUCUUCCUGCAGCACCUGCAGGGGAAUAUGAUGGACUUCCUGGCGUUUAAGAAGAAGCACUAUGCCCCACUGCAGGCGUACCUCAGACAGAACGAUCUGGACAUUGAAGAGGAGGAGGAAGAGGAGGAGGAGGAGGAAGAGGAGAAGUCAGAAGUCAUCAACGAUGAGCAAGCACUCACAGGGACCCUGGUGGCCACGGCAGGUAGCGCCAUUGAAGUGGACCCCUUCCAGAGGCAGCAGUCAUUGCCUCCGCCGGCAGAGCCUUCUAAGAGACCUCGACUUGAAGUGGGCCACCAGGGCAUUGUGUUCCAGCACCCAGGGGUGAGCACUGGUGUCCCCCUGCAGCAGUUGAUGCCCACAGCACAAGGAGGGAUGCCCCCGGCUCCGCAGGCCUCGAGGCUCCUGGGGCAGAAGCAGAGUCCUCAGCAGUACGACCCUUCCACGGGGCCACCCGUGCAGAACGCUGCCAGCCUGCACACCCCACCGCCGCAGCUCCCCACCAGGCUGCCCCCAAGCAGCACCCCCUCCACGGCCCCGCCUCCUGCGCUGCAGUUCUCACAGCCGCCUUCCAUGGUGGAGCCACAGCUGCAGCUGCAGUUGACGGUGAAGACUCAGCAGCCCCCCGCGCCUGGGCCCCCACCCAGCCAGUUCCCUGCACCCCUGCAGCAGUCCGUACAACCCGCGCUCCAUGUCCCCAUGCUGGGGAAGGCCCACAUGCCCGUGUCACAGCACCCAUCUCAGCCACAGACCGUGACUCUAACGAGGCCCCCUGUGGAUGCCGCCCAGGCUGGACAGCGGCCUCUGUCCACCUCCUCUUCUACCUCAUCCCUCACCGCUGUGGGCGGCCCGGGACCCCUACAUACACGAGCCUCACCGGUGAAUCGACCUUCCUCAGCAACCAGCAAGUCACUGUCUCCUGUCACCUCCCGGUCCCCAGGAACGGCUGCCCCCGUCCCGCCCAAGGCACAGAGCCCAGCUCAAAAUGCUGGCACCCCCCAGGACGCUUCUCAGGAGAAGCUGGCGGAACAGAUCAUUCUGGAGAACCAGGUACAGCAGCGUGUAGCAGAGCUGAGGAAGGAGGGCCUCUGGUCACCUCGGCGUCUGCCCAAGCUGCAGGAGGCCCCUCGGCCUCGGGCGCAUUGGGACUCCCUGCUGGAGGAGAUGCAGUGGAUGGCCACUGACUUCGCCCAGGAGCGGAGGUGGAAGGUGGCUGCUGCCAAAAAGCUGGUGAGGACGGUGGCUCGCCAUCAUGAGGAGAAGCAGCUGCGAGAGGAGAGGGGGAGGAAGGAGGAACAGAGCCGGCUGAGACGCAUCGCAGCCUCCACCGCUCGGGAGAUAGAGUACUUCUGGUCCAACAUUGAGCAGGUUGUGGAAAUAAAACUACAAGUAGAAUUAGAGGAAAAAAGGAAAAAAGCCUUAAAUUUACAGAGAAUUCCCAGGCGAGGAAGAGAACUGCGCUUCCCAGGACUGGACGUCCGAGCGGAACACUUCCUGGACACGGGACUGUCGGGAACAAAGAGGAGAGCCAGUAUGUCCUUAACAGAUGAUGAAGUGGAAGACGAGGAGGAGACGAUUGCGGAGGAGGAAGCAAACGAAGGGCUGGUGGACCACCAAGCAGAGCUGUCGCAUUUAGCCAAAGAAGCUGAAUUGCCACUACUUGACUUGAUGAAGUUAUACGAAGGUGCCUUUCUGCCAAACUCCCAGUGGCCUCAGCCCAGGCCUGACAGCGCGGAGACGAGCGACGAAGAAGGAGUGGAGGACGGCCCGAGUGACAGGCAGGCGCGGAAGGAGCUGGUCCUCAUCGACUCCCUGUUCAUCAUGGACCAGUUUCAGGCUGCAGAGAGGAUCAGCAUCUGCAAGCCAAACUCGAAAGACAUUGCCCAAGUGACCGCCAUGGCCGAGGCCAUCCUGCCCAAGGGCAGUGCCCGUGUUGUGACCGCGGUGAAGUUUAACACACCGCCCCUGCUCUAUGGGGUGCUCCGGGACUACCAGAAGAUCGGGCUGGACUGGCUAGCCAAGCUGUACCGGAAGAGGCUCAAUGGCAUCCUGGCCGACGAGGCGGGGCUUGGCAAGACUGUGCAGGUGAUCGCCUUCUUCGCCCACCUGGCCUGUAACGAAGGCAAUUGGGGGCCCCAUCUUGUUGUUGUGAGAAGUUGUAACAUCCUCAAGUGGGAGCUGGAGCUGAAGCGCUGGUGCCCCGGGCUGAAAACCCUGCUGUAUGUUGGCAGCCACAGAGAACUCAGAGCCAAGAGACAGGAGUGGGCGGAGCCCCACAGCUUCAACAUCUGCAUCACGUCCUACAAGCGGUUCUUCAAGGGCUACCACUCCUUCUCGAAGGUGCGCUGGAGGUGCCUAGUCAUUGAUGAGAUGCAGCAAGUGAAGAACAUGACUGACAGGCACUGGGGAGCCAUCUUCAACCUGCACAGCCAGCAGCGCCUGCUCCUCAUUGAUGCACCUCUGCACAACACCUUCCUGGAGCUAUGGACUGUGGUGCACUUCCUCAUCCCCGGCAUCUCCAGGCCCUACCUGAGCUUCCCACUGAAGCCUCCCAACGACGAGAACCAGGAUUACUACCACAAGGUGGUCAUCCGGCUGCAUCGGGUGACCCAGCCGUUCAUAUUGAGGAGAACUAAGAGAGAUGUGGAGAAGCAGCUGACCAAGAAGUACGAGCAUGUGCUCAAGUGCCGUCUUUCCAGCCGACAGAAGGCCCUGUACGAGGACGUCAUCCUCCAGCCCGGGACACAGGAGGCCCUCAAGAGUGGGCACUUUGUCAAUGUCCUGAACAUCCUGAUGAAGCUGCAGCGUAUCUGCAACCACCCAGAGCUCAUCGAGCCCCGCGUGCCCGGCUCCUCCUACGUAGCAGGCUCUCUGCACUACCACUCUGCCUCCCUAACUCUCAAGGCUUUGGAGAGAGACUUCUGGAAGGAAGCAGACCUUUCCAUAUUUGAUCUCAUCGGGCUAGAGGGUAAGACCACACGCCACGAGGCGGAGCUGCUGUCCAAGAAGAGGGUCACUCGGAAGCUCAUUGAGGAGAUCUUCACCUCGCCCCCACCGGCAGCCAGGCCCGUUGCGGUGAAGCUGAAGCCGAGCAGGUUGUUUCAGCCUGUGCAGUACGGCCAGAAGCCAGAGGGCCGUACCGUGGCCUUCCCCAGCACCCACCCGCCCCGGACAGUCACGCCCACUGCAGCCCCUGCCGUGCCUCAGGGCCAGGUCCGAGGACGGCCGCCCAUCGCCACCUUCUCUGCGAAUCCAGAUGCAAAAGUGGCGGCCGCACAGUCUCAGCCACCUCAGGCCUCCAGUGCUCCGAGACACCAGUCCACCACGACCUUCACCUCCGCACCUAGCGCAGCCCAUCCUGCCAGCCUGCGGGGCCCGACCUCGGCCCCUGGCCCGCCCCUGCCCCCGGCCCCCGCGCACACCGCCUCGCAGAGUGCACUGCCCCCGAGGCUGGUGCUGACCGCCCAGGCCCAGGCUCGGUUGCCGAGUGGGGAGGUGGUGAAAAUCGCCCAGCUGGCAUCCAUAGCAGGGACCCAGAACCGCGUGGCUCAGCCCGAGACGCCUGUGACGCUGCAGUUUCAGGGGAACAAGUUCACCUUGUCACACAACCAGCUCCGGCAGCUGACAGCCGGCCAGCCCCUGCAGCUGCAAGGCAGCGUGCUCCAGAUCGUGUCGGCGCCCGGGCAGCCCUACCUGCGCCCUCCGGGCCCCGUGGUGAUGCAGGCUGUGUCGCAGGCGGGGGCUGUGCAUGGCGCCCUCGGCACCCUUGGAGGAAAGCCCCCGGCAGGCACCCCGACUCCCACGCCCCUGGCCCCACAAGGCCGAGUGGCAGUGAACCCCAUGGGUGCAGGAGAGUCCAGCACGGCCCCCAAACCAGCCUCACCUCUCGGCACUCCGAACCAGGAGGAAAGGGCCAGACUCCUGAAGGAGCGGCUGGACCAGCUCUUCCUUGUCAAUGAGCGCCGCUGCUCCCAGGCACCCAUCUAUGGCAGAGACCUGCGGGGGGUGUGUGCCCUGGCCACACGGGGUUGUCCCGGCGACAGCAAGAGCACUACGGCAUUGGUGCUGAGCCAGUGGAGAGAGUCUCUGCAGGACCUCACAGACAGGGUGGCGUGUGUGAUUCCCCCUGUGGUUGCGGCACCACCCGCCCUGCGAGUGGCCAGGCCGCCCUCCAGGUACAGCCACAGGAUGAAGGUCUUUGAGCACAACCUGCGGGAGCGUGCCGCCCCCUACCUCCAGCAGCUGCAGCAGCUCACAGCCCUGCGCCUGCUGCAGUUCCCUGAGCUCCGGCUGGUGCAGCUUGACUCAGGGAAGUUAGAAGCACUGGCAAUCCUCCUGCAGAAGUUGAAGUCGGAAGGGCGCCGUGUGCUCAUCUUGUCUCAGAUGGUGCUCAUGCUGGACAUCUUGGAGAUGUUCCUGAACUUCCAUUACCUCACCUAUGUGAGAAUCGAUGAGAACGCCAACAGCGAACAGCGGCAGGAGCUUAUGCGCAGCUUCAAUAGGGACAGGCGCAUCUUUUGUGCCAUCCUCUCGACGCACAGCCGCUCCACAGGUGUGAACCUGGUGGAGGCAGACACUGUGGUCUUCUACGACAACGACCUCAACCCACUGAUGGAUGCCAAGGCGCAGGAGUGGUGCGACAGGAUCGGGCGCUGCAAGGACAUCCACAUAUACAGGCUUGUGAGCGGCAAUUCCAUCGAGGAGAAGCUAUUGAAGAACGGCACCAAGGACUUGAUCCGAGAGGUGGCAGCCCAGGGAAACGACUACUCCAUGGCUUUUCUGACGCAGCGCACCAUCCAGGAGCUGUUUGAGGUGUACUCACCCCUGGAGGACGCGGGCUUCCCUGUGAAGGCGGAGGAGUUCGUGGUUCUCUCCCAGGAGCCUGCCGCCAGCGAGACCAUCGCACCCAAAAUCGCAAGGCCGUUCAUCGAGGCCCUCAAAAGUAUUGAGUACUUGGAGCAGGAUGCUCAGAAUGCUCAGAAGUCCUACGAGGAGGCAGUGCUGGGGGUGAGGACCGACAUGGCCUCGGCAGACGGAGACCGCCCGAGACUCCCUGAGGAGCCGUCUCAGUUAGAGGAGCUCGCGGACUUCAUGGAGCAGCUAACACCCAUAGAGAAGUACGCGCUGAAUUACCUGGAGCUAUUUCAUACUUCGAUUGAGCAAGAAAGAGAGCGAACCAGUGAGGACUUGGCCUUGGCGUCCAUGCAGGAGUGGGAGGCCCAGAACAUGAAGGCUCUGCAGGAGUGGGCGGCACGGGCGUGGGAGGAGGGGCCGCAAGAGGAGCUGCUCACCUACACGCGGAUCGAUGCCUAUAGCAUGGAGUACAUCUAUGAAGAUGCGGACGGACAGACCGAAGUCAUGCCGCUGUGGACGCCGCCCACGCCCCCUCAGGAUGACAGUGACAUCUACACGGACUCUGUCCUGUGCCUCAUGUAUGAAGCCAUCCCCAUCCCCGAGUCCAAGCUGCCUCCUGUGUAUGUGCGGAAGGAGCGGAAACGACAUAAGACCGACCCCUCAGCUGCAGGCAGGAAGAAGAAGCAGCGGCACGGGGAGGCCGUGGUGCCACCUCGCUCCCUGUUCGACCGCGCUGUGCCAGGCCUGCUGAAGGUGCGCCGAGAGGGCAAGGAGCAGAAGAAGAACAUCCUGCUGAAGCAGCAGACGCAGUUCGCCAAGCCCCUGCCUACAUUUGCCAAACCCGCGGCCGAGUCAGGCCAGGACAGCCCCGAGUGGCUCAUCAGUGAGGACUGGGCUCUCCUGCAGGCUGUGAAGCAGCUGCUGGAGCUCCCCCUGAACCUCACGAUUGUGUCGCCUGCUCACACACCCAACUGGGACCUGGUCAGCGAUGUGGUGAACUCGUGCAGCCGCAUUUACCGCUCCUCCAAACAGUGCCGGAACCGCUAUGAGAAUGUCAUCAUCCCACGAGAGGAGGGCAAGAGUAAGAACAACCGCCCCCUGCGCACAAGCCAGAUGUACGCCCAGGACGAGAACGCCAGCCACACGCAGUUGUACUCCAGCCACUUUGACUUGAUGAAGAUGACCGCGGGCAAGAGGAGCCCCCCGAUAAAGCCACUGCUCGGCAUGAAUCCCUUCCAGAAGAACCCCAAGCACGCCUCCGUGCUGGCGGAAAGUGGGGUCAACUACGACAAGCCCCUGCCCCCGAUCCAGGUCGCAUCCCUUCGCGCGGAGCGAAUCGCCAAAGAGAAGAAGGCCCUGGCCGACCAGCAGAAGGCCCAGCAGCCAGCCGUGGCACAGCCUUCACAGCAGCCCCCGCCGCCGCCACAGCCACCACCCCCGCCAAUGCCCCAGCCUCAGCAGAUUGCCAGCCAGCAGACCACUGGGCCACCUGCACCAACCCCGGCCCCGGCCCCAGCCCCGGCCCAGCCCCCACCUCCACCCCCGCCGCCACAGCCACAGCCAAAAGCACAGCCAGCAAUCACCACGGGAGGCGGCACUGCCGUGUUGGCGGGCACCAUCAAAACGUCGGUCACAGGGACGAGCAUGGCCACUGGCACUGUGAGUGGAAACGUGAUCGUGAACACCAUCGCCGGCGUCCCAGCCACCACCUUCCAGUCCAUCAACAAGCGCCUCGCCUCCCCCGUGGGGCCUGGAGCUCUCCCUGCAUCUGGCGGCUCCACACCUGCUCAGGUGGUCCACACCCAGCCCCGAGCCGUGGGCUCCCCCGCCACAGCUUCCACUGACCUGGUAUCCAUGGCGACAACUCAGGGCGUACGGGCUGUCACAUCUGUCACCACCCCUGCAGUGGUCACUACCAAUCUGACACCCGUGCAGGCCCCAGCCCGCUCUCUGGUGACUCAGGUGUCUCAAGCCACAGGGGUGCAGCUCCCGGGAAAGACCAUCACGCCCGCCCACUUCCAGCUCCUCCGGCAGCAGCAGCAGCAGCAACAGCCAGCAGCCUCGCAGGUGCAGGUCCCGCAGGUGCAGGGCCAAGCCCCGUCUCCAGCCCAGAUCAAAACCGUUGGGAAGUUGACCCCGGAGCACCUGAUCAAGAUGCAGAAGCAGAAGCUGCAGCUGCCCCAGCAGGCACCCUCGCAGGCCCCACCAGGCCCCCCACCACCCACGCCCCCGGUUCAGGCACAGCCCCCACAGGCCCCACCACAACAGAGCACCCAGCUCACCACGGUCACAGCCCCUCGGCCCGGCGCGCUGCUCACGGGCACCACUGUGGCCAACCUCCAGGUGGCCCGGCUCACCCGCGUACCCACCUCGCAGAUGCAAGGGCAGACACCCCCAACAGCCCAGGUGGCCCUGGCGAAGCCCCCCGUGGUGUCAGUGCCGGCAGCUGUGGUCUCCUCGCCCGGGGUUACAACACUUCCCAUGAACGUGGCCGGGAUCAGCGUGGCUAUCGGGCAGCCGCAGAAAGCAGCAGGGCAGACUGUGGUGGCACAGCCCGUCCAUGUGCAGCAGCUGCUGAAGCUCAAGCAGCAGGCCGUGCAGCAGCAGAAGGCCAUCCAGCCGCAGGGGGCCCCCGGCCCCGCUGUGCAGCAGAAGAUAACUGCGCAGCAGAUGGCGGCACAGGGCCAGCAGCAAAAGGUGACCUACGCCACCCAGCCAGCCCUGAAGACUCAGUUCCUCACGACGCCCAUCUCCCAGGCCCCAAAGCUGGCGGGGACACAGCAGGUGCAGACCCAGAUACAAGUUGCAAAACUCCCCCAAGUGGUCCAGCAGCAAACAGCUGUGGCCAGCAUCCCACAGGUGGCCACAGCGUCCCAGCAGGCCUCUCCACAGACAGUUACGCUCACACAGGCGACUACAGCUGGCCAGCAGGUCCAGAUGAUCCCCACGGUGACCGCCACGGCCCAGGUGGUGCAACAAAAGCUCGUCCAGCAGCAAGUCGUGAGCCCAGCGUCCACCCAGCUUCAAAGCCCUGGGGUCCCCAACCCAGCCCACGGCCCGGCCAGCUCUGAGAGCCCGAGUCCACAGCCCAAACUACAGAUGCGAGUGCCCGCUGUCAGGUUGAAGACCCCCACCAAGCCUCCGUGCCAGUGAGUGGGCUGAAAGCAGAUGACCCAGAUGCCUCACCAUCCUGCACACAUGUCUGCCGCCUCUCGGAAACCGUCCCGCCAGUCCAAACCUCGGACAGUGUCACAUAAGGUGCCCCACACUGGGACAGCUGUCCUCGAGUCAGGGUGCGUGGUCCUUCUGUUACAGUGUACCCGCACUCAAGAACAAGCCCGUCCAGUGCCCCUGCUCUGUAUUGUGUGACUCACGGAAAAGGUGACAGUGGCAACUUCUAUGAAGCCUUCAGUUUUCAUUUCCUUCUCCAUCCGUGUGGUGUUUGCACGUGAUAUGGCCCUUUGGAGCGUGCAGUGCAUGGCUCUCCGCGGGUCUGAGAAGCACAUUCUCUUCCUGCCCAGAAGGUUUCAGCGCAGAGAAGGCUGUGUGCUUCUCUUCCUGCCCCGACAGAGGUGACGUGUGUUCGUUGUGACGGGGCGUGUCUGGGACUGAUGCCUGUCAGAGCACAGUCAUGAUAUACCCCCAGCUGUGCUUGCAUCUCAUUCCAGAGGAGCCAGUGUAGCCCACCCCACCUGUCAUGUGGUCACGCACAGGGACCUGCACUGAGAGCCACACGCACAUUUGUGCUGCUGCUGCUGCUGCUGCCCCUGCCCUGGCGUGGACUGUGCUGAUUUCCCUCCACGACCUUGGUGACAUGCAUAUCUUGACAAAUGUAAGACCCAUGAUAGCACCUGAGCGCCACCAUGCUGCCCUGUUACUCUGUUAGCUGAGUGGUGGACGUGGGUGGUGUCAGCUGAAGUGGGGGCGAGUUGUCCCAGACCCACCCCAAUUGCCCUAGCCUGGGCCUUGUCUGGAGAACCUGGAAGUGUUAACACAGAGAAGGGUCCAUGUCUACCCUUCUCGUAGACGUGGCAAAACAGCAUAAUGACAGAUAAGAACACUGGUCUCUUUGAGUCCAGCAGGCUGGCCCCCUCUGGGCCUCUGCUGUGCCUGGCAGGGUGGGGAGGUGUGCCCUGUUGGGGAGGGAGCCCAGGAUCUACUACGUUCUACUUGAUGACCGUAAGACCUCAGAUACAAGUUUAAGGAUGUUGAUUGACAAGUGGCGUCUUCUCAUCUUAAAAGUUUUUCACCAAAACCAGAAGUGAAGUAUGAGUGUCCACCUGCUGUGGACAGAUGUGGCUGUGGCAGCUGGUCUGGUCCAAGAAGUGGGGUGACAUGAGGUAGCUAGCUGUGCACUGAGUCUGUUCUGAAAACUUGUUUGUAUGUUGUUUGGAAAGGUGUGCCCUCCCUGUCUUGGCACUUGCAGGAACAUGAAGGCAGGCGUCAGUCCUGUUGCCGUCUCUCCCAUGUCAGUCCGCAGACAUCAGCCGAGCCACAGCAAUGAGGCCACAUUUGGGGGUGGGGGUGGGAUUAUUUAGUUCCUGAUGAGAAAUUAUAAAACUCUAGUGUUGAAAAAGGAAUUAACAGUUUAGAAGAUUGAAAAUACCAAAACCGAUUUAGUAGAGCCUCUUCCCUGACAGCAAACUCAAUCUUUGUGGCCAGUGUGAUGGGGCCGGCCGAGGACGCUCUGUGCGGGUGCCCACAGGGCCAGGACUGCCCACGGCUCUUCUUCACAGGCAGAGCUGAGUACACAGCCACCCCUCGCCCAGCUACUUCCACCCUCACCUGAUCCCUUGCUCUGUCCUGCACGUUGGUCAGUGGUCUCUCAUAUGACAACACUGCUUUAGAACGUGAAAGCCCCUGUGACCUGGGGCCCCAGGGAGAGACAAACGGCAGCUCCGCAGAGAACACGGCUGGGUUCUGAUCACCAGCAGGGGGAGAGCCCUGCCUUUUCUUGUUAGUGUGAGCAGAAAGACUGUCCUGCCUGCAAUGUGUUCCCCAGUGCAAAGUAAGCAACAGAAAUAUUUGUGCUUGACUUAGUAACGUUUAGAUGUUGACAGUGACCUGAGUAGGAUUCAAGAUAGUAAAAAAAAGUCUCCCUUCUGGCUCCCUCUGCAGGUUGGUUAAAUUUUCCACAUCUAAGACUGAUAGUAAGUGUAGGAGUUUAGGAAGUUCUUGUCCAGGCCCUCAGACCACUCUUGGUAGCUACAUUCUGCUUUACUUGCUAAUCAGGAUCCAUACUAAUACCACACAUAGUGAUUCAGAGGCAUAGAAUAUAAAACAAACAGCAGCCAGAAACCACUGCCAGGCUUAGCUCUCAUUGGCAUUGCUUGUUGGGAGAGCCAUUUGGGCAGUACAGGUGGGGACCCCACUCCUGUUCAGGUGUGGGCCUGGCAGGCAGAGGCCACCUUCUGCAGUCUUCAUUGUUGAUGUUACCUCCUGUAACCAGAACGCUGUUGAGUUUUAAAAUAUGAACGAAUGAGACAAAUUGUAAAUACUUUGUAAACAAGCAUUUGUACUUGGAUGGCAGGCCUUUAAAGGGCACGCGAAUCCUACCGUAAAGAGGUAAAUAAAUCGACCUUUUGUACA
Molecule: messenger RNA, 12264 nt
Organism: Echinops telfairi (small Madagascar hedgehog)
Lineage: Eukaryota; Metazoa; Chordata; Mammalia; Afrosoricida; Tenrecidae
Gene: EP400
Product: E1A binding protein p400
Exons: 52
Coding region: 646-9828 (3060 amino acids)
Molecular function (GO): ATP binding; ATP-dependent chromatin remodeler activity
Source: RefSeq, a predicted model, not a curated record